Molecule: messenger RNA, 750 nt
Organism: Plectropomus leopardus (leopard coralgrouper)
Lineage: Eukaryota; Metazoa; Chordata; Actinopteri; Perciformes; Serranidae
Source: RefSeq, a predicted model, not a curated record
AACGGAUUAAACAUCCUACCGCCACGAUGCACCAUCUGCACAAGUUUCUGCUCUUCACUGCUCUGGCUUGUCUUGGAAACUUCAUGUCUCCAGCAUUUGGCAGCACAAUCUUAAAUGGCACAGAAGCACCGAAGGACUCCAUGAUGUAUAUGGCCUCAAUACGUAGUGACCGCAAACAUAUAUGUGGAGGAUUCCGCAUCAAUGACGACGUUGUGGGUCACUGCUGCACGCUGUAUGAAGGAUAUGAAGGGAAAAGUAAAGGUGGUUCUUGGCACCCAUGACCUCAAAAGCCUUAUGCACACAUCGAAAUACAUCCUUGAAAAGUGCAAACACCCAUCAUAUGAGAGCUCUGACAAAGGCUAUGACAUCAUGCUCCUCAAAGUUGGUGGGGAAGAGGGAAUGAACGUCCCUAUAACAACUAUUAAUCUGAGUGAGAAUAAGAUACCAAAAAACAAAAACUGCUGUGUUGCUGGAUGGGGUUGCACUAAAGAUGGUGGUAGUCACAGUGAUGAACUAAAAGUGAUAAAUGUGUCCAUCAAUAACCUGAAAAUCUGCAAGACGAAGAAAUGGCCUGGUCUUCAUGCCAGCUGUGCAAGUGGAUAUACUACAAAAAAGCACUUUGUGAGGGUGAUUUUGGCGGUCCUCUAGUGUGUGACGGGAAGGCUGCUGGUGUUGCAUCUUAUAACAAAAAUGGCAACUCAGGACACACCAGUGUCUACACGGAUAUCUCAGAGUUCACUGAAUGGAUCA